Camellia sinensis is the source of this 4634-nucleotide messenger RNA. Lineage: Eukaryota; Viridiplantae; Streptophyta; Magnoliopsida; Ericales; Theaceae. The record is from RefSeq and is a predicted model, not a curated record.
UCGCGACCAAAAGUGACCUAAAGCAGAGAUUGGAGUCCUCUUCUCACCCCCCUUCGAUCUCUAUAAAUCAGAGCCCUCUCUCCCUUGUGUGAGGGAGAGAGAGAGAGCUUUGGUUGUUUAUAGAAAUGGCGAAGCCUCGAAAGCCGAAGAACGAAGACCAGAAAGCAGACAAUUCAGAAGCAGUGGUUCGUCACCAGAAGCUCUGUCUCUCAAUCGAAAUGGAGCUACAUUUUACCUCUCAUUCCUUUUUUUACACUGAGCUUGAAAUAGCGGUACCAGAUAACGGGGUUGUAGGGCUACAUGCGGAUAAUUUGGCGAUUGAUAGUGUUAUGGUCGACGGAGAGCCUGCAGACUUUGAAGUUUUCCCACAUUGUUUGCAUUUAGAUAGUGAAAAUAGAUGGUGUGCAGUGUCUUCAGCUAUUUCUGCUGCUGAUGCUGCAGGAUCGGUUUAUUUGUCAUCUCUUGAAAGGGAAAUGGUUCCAAAUUUGCUGAUCAUGUGCUCCAAGUCUGUCAAGUCAGCAAGUGAACAGCCAGAGCAACAGAAUUCCUCAGAAGAACCCAAUCAGAAUGUGAAACUGGUUCGAGUUGACUAUUGGGUAGAGAGAGCUGAAACAGGAAUUCAUUUUGACAAUGAUGUUCUACACACUGAUAAUCAGAUAAGGCGUGCACGAUGUUGGUUCCCUUGUAUGGAUGACAGUUCUCAGCGUUGCUGCUAUGAUAUGGAGUUUACAGUUGCCAACAAUUUUGUGGCAGUCAGUACUGGUAACUUACUUUGUCAGGUUUUGAGCACGGAUGGUCCACCCCGUAAAACAUUCGUUUAUAGACUAAAUGUUCCAGUUGCUGCUCAGUGGAUUUCUCUGGCAGUUGCACCAUUUGAAAUCUUUCCUGAUCGCCAUAGCGGUCUUCUGUCAUACAUGUGUUUGCCAGCUCACGUGUCAAAGUUGCAAAAUACUGUGGGAUUUUUUCAUAGUGCAUUCAGCCAUUAUGAAGAGUACCUUUCUGCAUCAUUUCCAUUUGGUUCAUAUACACAAGUGUUUAUUGCUCCUGAGAUGGCAAUAUCAUCAAUGAGUUUGGGAGCCUCCAUGACCAUUUUCAGUUCUCAAGUUCUAUAUGACGAGAAGGUUAUUGAUCAGACCAUAGAGACCAGGAUUAAACUCGCCUUUGCCCUUGCAAGGCAGUGGUUCGGUGUAUAUAUCUCUGCUGAGUCGCCAAAUGAUGAUUGGUUAUUAGAUGGUCUUGCUGGGUUUCUGACUGACUCAUUUGUUAAGCGAUUUCUUGGUAACAAUGAAGCACGCUAUCGGCGAUACAAGGCAAAUUGUGCUGUUUGCAAAGCUGAUGACAGUGGUGCAACUGCUUUAAGCUCCUCUGCUUCUUCUAAGGAUUUGUAUGGAACCCAGUGCAUUGGUUUAUAUGGAAAAAUACGGUCCUGGAAGUCUGUGGCAGUCCUUCAAAUGUUGGAAAAGCAGAUGGGACCUGAGUCUUUCCGUAAAAUUUUGCAGAUAAUUGUUUCUCGGGCUCAAGAAACAACUCGUCCUUUGAGAACUCUUAGUACAAAGGAGUUUCGGCAUUUUGCCAACAAAUUUGGAAAUCUUGAGCGCCCUUUUCUUAAAGAAUUUUUUCAUCGCUGGGUGGGAUCUUGUGGGUGUCCGGUGCUGAGGAUGGGAUUUUCCUAUAACAAACGGAAAAACAUGGUCGAACUGGCCGUCAUGCAGGGAUGCACAGCAACAUCAGACUCAAUUGCAGCAGUUGCUAAUGGUAACGCUGACUCGGAAAACCGAGAAGGUGAUGUUGGCUGGCCCGGAAUGAUGAGCAUAAGGGUUCAUGAACUUGAUGGCAUGUAUGACCAUCCCAUUUUACCAAUGGCUGGAGAAACUUGGCAGCUGCUAGAGAUUCAGUGCCAUUCAAAACUUGCUGCUAAACGCUUUCAAAAGCCUAAAAAGGGUUCCAAACCAGAUGGCUCCGAUGAUAAUGGUGAUGCUGUAUCUACCCUUGACACACGAUCCAAUGUUGAUUCCCCCCUGCUAUGGCUAAGGGCAGACCCAGAAUUGGAGUAUCUUGCUGAAAUUAAUUUCAAUCAACCAGUACAGAUGUGGGUAAAUCAACUGGAGAAGGACAAAGAUGUUGUUGCUCAAGCACAAGCAAUUGCAAUGUUAGAGGGAUUGCCGCAGCUUUCAUUUUCUGUUAUUAAUGCUCUGAAUAAUUUUCUUAGCGACGCAAAGGCCUUCUGGAGAGUCCGGAUUGAGGCAGCAUUUGCAUUAGCUAAUACAGCAACUGAGGAAACUGAUUGGGCUGGCUUACUUCAUCUGAUAAAAUAUUAUAAAAGUCGGAGAUUUGAUGCAAAUAUUGGUCUCCCAAAGGCAAAUGACUUUCAUGAUAUCCCAGAGUAUUUUGUACUUGAGACUAUCCCAAAUGCCAUAGCCAUGGUCAGAGCAGCAGACAAGAAAAGCCCUAGAGAAGCUGUCGAAUUUGUUUUACAACUUUUGAAGUAUAAUGAUAACAAUGGGAAUCCCUAUUCUGACGUGUUCUGGCUUGCUGCCUUAGUGCAGUCCAUCGGAGAACUUAAAUUUGGGCAACAGAGUAUUCCCUUUUUAUCGUCUCUUCUCAAGCGCAUCGAUCGGCUUUUGCAAUUUGACAGGCUUAUGCCAAGCUACAAUGGUAUCUUGAUGAUCAGCUGCAUCCGAACAUUAACUCAAGUCGCACUGAAGCUUUCUGAAUUCAUCCCUCUUGAUCGUGUGAUUGAACUAAUCAAACCAUUUCGGGAUUUAAAGACAAUGUGGCAAGUCAGAAUUGAAGCAAGUGAAGCUCUCCUUGAUCUUGAGUUCCACUGUAAAGGCAUUAAUGUGGCAUUAAUGUUGUUCAUUAAAUACUUAGAAGAAGAGCCAUCCUUGAGAGGGCAGGCGAAGUUGGGUCACCAUGUUACGCGUCUAUGCCAGAUAAGAAGUGGAUCUGAUUCUGAUGACGAUAUAAAGAGUGAAACUCUUGUGUCUUUACUCCGUCUGCUUGAAAGUCCUAUGGCAUUCAACAAUGUUAAUCUUCGACACUAUUUGUUUUGCGUGUUACAAGUCCUUUCAGGAAGGCCCCCGACACUUUACGGAGUCCCAAGAGAUGAAACUAUGCGAAUGGGCCAUGCAGAGACUUGCAGUGAACUGAAAAAUAUUUUUGCAGCUCUUGUUAAGCAAUCAAAGCCUGUGGAGCCUCCCAUGGAUGCCCCUAAUAUAUUACACAUGGAGCCUACUGUGGACAUCUCUAACCCAUCACCAAAUACGUACCAUACUAUGGACAUCCCUGACUUCCCAUGUCCAGACCCUACUGCAGACAUGUCUAACCUAUCACAACCUGAGCCCACUGUGGACAUUAUUAACCUAACACAACCUGAGCCCAAUGUGGACAUUCUUAACGUAUCACAACCUGAGCCCACUGUGGACAUUCUUAACCCAUCACAUCUAGAGCCUACUGCAGAUCCUCUCGUGCAUACUCCUAACUUCUCACAUGACGGUUUAGUUAUUCCGGAAGCUUCCAAGGAAGCUGACACUGUUUCAAACAGUCAUGAGCGGAGGAAACCAGUGGUUAAGAUUCGGGUCAAACAAUCUGUGGCAUCAAGUAGAGCUGAAGAUGUUGAUAAUGCAACGGUUGAAAAAUCUCUAGGCGGGCAUAAUGAUGCUGAUCAUGGGCCGAGCAGUUCUAUUUCUGUGGACGCACCCCAAAGAAAUUUUGUUGAGGCUGUGAGCGUAAGCAAUCAAAAUCUUGAAGAAGUCAACUCGUGUCAUGAUCCUGGUUCCCGGAUGACUGCCAGCAUUGGCAGUGCCAAACUUGCGAGCGGUGAUGAACUCGGAAAGGAACUCCAGUGCACUGCAGACUCUAGCAAAGUUUCCACGCUCCCUCAAACUGAUGAUCGAUCUUCACCAAGUAUCGCAAAGGAUAACGGAGGGACGACUAAAAUGCAAAAAUAUGUUAGUCUUCAAACCCUUUCUGUCACAAGACACGGUGUUGAUAGUGUUUCAUUGGACACUCAUUCGCAUGGGAAGGAGAGAGCAAAGAAGAAAGACAAGGAGAAGAAACGGAAACGGGAUGACCGCAAAGGUCGCCGAGACGAUCCAGAGUAUUUAGAACAGAAACGGUUGAAGAAGGAGAAGAAGCAGAAGAAAAAAGAGAUGGCAAAGGUAUCUUCUUUGGUAGAUUUGCAAAAUACGAAAGGUAAACCCCAAACAAAAUUGGUAAUGUUUGGUGAGGAAGCAAAGAAAGUUGAAUUUGAAACUAGGUUAACAACAAUGGUGAGUCAAGAGGCUAAAUCAUCAUCGGUGGAGAUUCAAGGUAAGGAACAAAUUGUGCAAUUGAAUGCGGGCGACACCGGUGGUGGAUCGAAUUUAGUGACAAAGAUGAUGGAUAGCCGAGCUGACGCAUCGGAAGCAAGUUCUUCCCACAAAUUUCGAAUUAAAAUUAAAAACCGAACGCUCAACAAAUCGUAAUGAAUGCAAUUUUGAGGUCUUAUUGGAAUUGAAACUUCUAAUGAGUUGUAUAUGUUCAUAUUUUUGGGCAUGUGUGUAGAAGUAGGUGGUAGUGUGAGAAACUGCUUGUAUUGAUGGCUAAUAUUAUCAAUCCAAAGGUGAUAUUGUUUCUUGUUGUCUAUUGUUUAA